This is a messenger RNA of Clarias gariepinus (North African catfish), 3620 nucleotides long. RefSeq names its product protein phosphatase, Mg2+/Mn2+ dependent, 1Ba (gene ppm1ba). Gene Ontology annotation, cellular component: cytosol; nucleus. The record is from RefSeq and is a predicted model, not a curated record. The transcript has 6 exons. Gene Ontology annotation, biological process: negative regulation of canonical NF-kappaB signal transduction; positive regulation of canonical Wnt signaling pathway; positive regulation of canonical NF-kappaB signal transduction. Bases 398 to 1576 code for a protein of 392 amino acids. NCBI's taxonomy places the organism in Eukaryota, Metazoa, Chordata, Actinopteri, Siluriformes, Clariidae. Gene Ontology annotation, molecular function: magnesium ion binding; manganese ion binding; protein serine/threonine phosphatase activity.
CAGGCAGGACGUCAUCUGGUUAGAACAUGUAGCCUAGUUAGCGCAAACGCUGCUUUAGCGUCCGAAUAAAAAUAAAAAUACGUAAAAAUACAAAUUUCCUUUUUUUUAUGCCUGACACUGUAGUUCAGUGUCGUUUGGUGUCAAAUAUGUAUAAAAAAGCUUAUUACGGGAGCUACAGUGUGUUUAGAGAGCCGUUAAAAGUUGCCGUGUCAAAAUAGCCGCAUUAGCUAGCCUGUCUCGCUAACUGCGCUAGCGGUUAGCGAUUGGAGCCACAGUAAUUAAUUUAGAUGUCCAGAGAGAAACAGUUUUGCACUGAGAAAGAAAGUCGAGUCAUUGCCUGCUUGGUACGUGGCAACCUGUAAAGGGAUAAAGACAUCCUGAGAUAAGCUGGUAAGUCAUGGGGGCGUUUCUAGACAAACCCAAGACGGAGAAGCACAAUGCCCAUGGUGAGGGAAAUGGCCUGCGCUACGGUUUAAGCAGCAUGCAAGGAUGGCGUGUGGAAAUGGAGGAUGCACAUACAGCCACAGUGGGUUUACCACAUGGCCUUGAUGACUGGUCUUUUUUUGCUGUAUAUGACGGGCACGCAGGCUCACGCGUGUCCAACUACUGCUCCAAGCAUCUGCUAGAGCACAUUGUGGCAGCGUUACCAAGCGAUGCACUAGGCCGCACUGUGGAGGCUGUGAAGAAUGGCGUGCAUGUAGGCUUCCUGCGCAUUGAUGAGGACAUGCGUGGCUUCACAGACCCGCGCGACGGCGCCGAUCGCAGUGGCUCCACAGCCGUGGCUGUAAUGCUUUCACCUGAGCACAUGUACUUCAUUAAUUGUGGUGACUCACGUGCACUGCUUUGUCGUGACGCACGUGUUCGUUUCUCUACGCUCGACCAUAAGCCAUGUGACCCACGUGAAAAGGAGCGCAUCCAGAACGCCGGAGGCUCCGUCAUGAUCCAGCGUGUGAACGGCUCUCUGGCCGUGUCACGUGCUCUGGGCGACUAUGACUACAAAUGUGUGGAGGGCAAGGGCCCCACCGAGCAACUGGUUUCCCCUGAGCCUGAAGUGUUUGAGAUUUCCCGUGUGCCAGAGGAAGACGAGUUUGUGGUGCUGGCCUGUGAUGGCAUAUGGGACGUGAUGAGUAACGAAGAGCUGUGUGCCUUUGUGCGCGCCAGACUGGAGGUGUCUAAUGACUUGGAAAAAGUGUGCAAUGAGGUGGUGGACACGUGUCUGCAUAAGGGAAGUCGAGAUAACAUGAGUGUUGUGUUAGUGUGUUUGCCAAACGCUCCAAAAGUAUCAGAAGAAGCAGUGAAGAAAGAUGCAGAGUUGGAUAAGUUCCUUGAAACUCGUGUGGAAGAACUCAUUGAUAAAGCAAGAGAAGAGGGAAUUCCUGAUCUGGUACAUAUCAUGAGAAACCUUGCCACAGAGAAUAUCCCCAACCUUCCACCAGGGGGAGGCCUCGCCAGCAAGCACAGUGUUAUUGAGGCUGUGUAUAACCGGAUCAUCCCCCAAAGAGAAGAUGAUGGGGUAAAAUGGUGCAGAUUUGGAGGACCCGUGGUAGCUGCCCAUCCUGAGGGUCUAACGCCUUAAAGGAUCCCUCUUUUCACGAGACACCCUUCAUACUUUUGUUCCCCUUUUUUAAUGAAAUUUACAGAUUGAUUUGGGUCAUCAGUAAUAAGUUGAUGCACACUGGCAAACAGCCUGCCGAAAAGGAUUAUGGAUAUUUUUUUCUUCUUCUCUCUCUUUGCCUUUCUUUUUUCUUAUUUUUAUUUUUUUGCAAAAAACAUGAGGGAAAGAAAGAAACUUCAGCUUUAAAAAGUACACGUCAAACCGUAAGGCAGUUUUUGUGCUUUUUUUCCCUUCCUUUUUUCUUAUGUGGUUGUCGGUGUUCUUGUUGAAACUUAGCUAUGGAGCAGUGCACGCCCAUAAGCGUUGUGGUGCCUUUUUCUAAGCGGCUACGGACGGGGGACUCGGGGCUAGUGACUGUUUCAUAGCUUUCACCCCUCCGAGCACAGUAGAGCAGCCAGGCAACUUGAAACCACUGCUACCCUCUCGUCCUGCUGGGGGGGACAUGGACCAUCACUGGCUUUAAUCAGGAUUUUCUUGUCUGACUAUUGCAUGUGGAACAUGUCUGGAGGAGGACUUGCUACGUUACUACAUAACCUGUGUGGAAAAAGUUUGAAGCUUGACAGCUUUUUUGCACCUUUUACACCCCACUGCCCAUCCAGAUGUGUUCAGAUAGAUGCUGAAGGAAAGCAACUGCAUAAAAAUGGCUUCAUUCUGCAGUUGAUCACUUAUUUGGUUGUUAUAAGCUUUUAAUCCUGCUGUUUAAGAGUAUAGAUUAUUAUUAUAUAUAUAUAUAUAUAUAUAUAUAUAUAUAUAUAUAUAAAAAAGUAUAUAUAUAUAAAUAUUCAUAUAAAAUUUCAUAUAUUUUUUUCCUCCUUGAGUACAGAGUCAUUUAUGACUUACUGUUUAAGAAGCAAUAGAAGAGACAAAGAGUCGUUAGAGUUAUUCUGUGUGAAAUCACUAGAGGAUGAUGUCACUCACCACACACUUUAGAGCCACCUUUUUUUUUUUUUUUUUGAUGUAAUGUGACAUUGUAAAGAAUCUUCAGCUGUUGUGUAUUCACAUAUUUACUCUUCAGCUCUCGACAUCUGAAUUGCUAAACAUAUCAGAGGGUAAGUGAUAAAAUGGCAGAUAAAAGUUGGUUCACGUCCAGGUAGUUUAUCAAGCUAUCAAGCCUGUCGGUUGUAAAUAAGAGUGUGUCCUGAUUUAGAUCACAGUGAAAGAAAAACGAACACACAAACGAUUGCCAUCUUAGCUACUUGUCGUAACUUCUGUGUGUUUAGUGAAGAAAAGUAUGGGAGAAAUUGGAGAUAUGGAAAGGGAAGUGACAAAGAUGCUGUUAAAGACCCUCUGUAAUUCCAGAUGUUUUAUGUUCAGAAUUCACGUUUUAAUUUUUGUAUAACUAACUUUGGUGCCAGUAUGAGCUUAUGUGAUGUGAUUACUGAGAGUUUGAAGAUGAAUAUCAGCACAAAGUGACAGCUUUGUGAUGGAUUUGUUUUUGUCCUUGGUUUGUUACAAUUUUACAGCAGCUUCUCUAUUGGGUGAUUGGAAACCUUUCCAGUGAUUUGGCACUGAAUGACCAGCGUGUAUGCGGUUGCAUAUCAGCCGUCAUCUAAAGAAGGACAUGUAACUUCUUUUAAACAUACCGAGAUUGUGCAAGUUAUGUGCUAAUGUAACAUGGCUCUCCAGGAGCACUAGGCUAAAAGGAAUUCUUGGUGCGCAGUGAAGCCACACUACUACUCUGCUCCAGUCGUCUCUGUAUCAUAUCUCUGCCUUUUCUCGCCCCCUGCCUCAGUUCUGAAUUUAACCAUGCACAGCAAAACUCUAGAAUCAGCCUGCCUCCCCACCUCCUCAGAGUGUAUUGGAAAAUUAUGUAUUUUUUUGUUUUUGUUUGUUUGGUUACCUGAACACGAAUACAAGCUUUAUGAUGAAUUUGCGUAUUAUUUUCAAACUUGGAGUACAAGUGUAAUACUUGUUUUGCUCAAAUGCAUUUUCAGAAGUCACGGAUAACUGCAGUCAUGGCUAAUGGUGAACUCGAGCAGAACAAUAAAGAUCAAGUCAAAACUGA